AUGAUGUUGUGUGCAAUCUUGCUGACCUUGGCUUCGGGUAUUCAUGCCAUCGAUUACUUUGACAAUUCUAUGGCAAAAAGUAGUUUUUCGUUCAUAAUUCUGUUCUUAUUUCAUCGUUUGUAUUCAAACACAUUUUGCUUUAAGCAUGCCAUCCAGUAGCACUCCCCGUGGAUUUGAUGUUUAUUUUGGACGGAUCCGGUUCUGUAGGUGGUCCAACCUUUGAUCGCCAACUGGAAGUCUUGAACAGAAUCAUCGACGUUGCUGAAAUUGGACCUCAAGAUGUCCAAAUUUCAGUAAUGCAGUACUCUACCUACACCUAUGUCGAGUUCCCCUUUAAACAGUAUACUAAUCGAGAUACGAUUAAAGAAGUGGUUGGCAAACUGAAGCAUCGAAGUGGAACCACAAAAACCGGAAAAGCCUUGGAAAAAGCCCUAACGGUAUUCGCCAGCAAAAGCUCUGGUUCUCGGUUUGGCCAAAAAGGUGUCAAACAGGUACGGUAAUACCUCAAUCAUCAAAAAGUUUAGUUGGCAGUUAUUGUUUGCGAUGGGCAUAGCCACGAUGAUCCUUUAAAGCCUGCGUUGAAGCUCAGAAAUGCCGGAAUUGAAGUAAUAACUCUCGGUGUCGGACCUCACAUCAACAAAGAAGAGCUGGAAUUGAUUACAGGAGAUUCCAACCUGGCAUUUGACAACAUUACAAUCGAUUCUGUAGUUGACCGUUUCCUUAAAACAUUUAAGGAAGCCGCAGUGGGAGAGCAAUGUGAAUUCUUGAGGGGUGAACAAGGAGCAGAGAUCGAUUGUUUCAGCGAUAGCAUCAAGGUCUCCGUUACAAUGGAAAAGGACUUUUAUGGAAAACUUUACGUAGACGGAAAGAGCGAAGAAAGUGGAUGUUACAUUUCGAAUAACUCUACCGACCUGCAACUGAACAUUCCUUUGACAAAUUGCAAUAUUAAACAUCAAUUCACAGUAAGUCUAUUAACUGCUUUUGUAAGACUUAAUCUACUGUGUCACAUUUUAUUUUAGGUCAAUCCAAAAGGGCAUGCAUUUGAAGCGAACCUUAUUUUGCAAUUUCACCCGUUAUAUAGAACAGCUAAGGAUCGAAAGAUAAAGGCGCAUUGUUUCUAUCAGGACAAAAAUGAAUUCCAGAACCUUGAUUGGGACUUGAUCAAAGAACACACUCAGCGGAAGCACGAGUAACUCAUAUUUGUAUAAUCAUACUCCUUUUUAGCACCAGAGAUGAGUCCUUGCCAUGUAAAUAUACGAUAGAAACCAUUGAGCGGAAACAAAAUGAUGUUUGCGUUUCCAACCAAGUUUUGUACCUCGGAGAAAUGGUGCAACAUAAAUUUGAGUGUCUGUCGGGUAUGUUACAGGGAGGAAGAUUACUAACUGUAAUCUGUUUGCAGAAAGAUUCGAUGCCUAUCAAAACAUAUUGGUCCACUCAUGCGAUCUGAUUGACCUAAAGACUAACAAUUCAAGACAACUUGUCGAUCAUAAUGGAUGUUCUACAGAGCCGGCUCUUUUUUCUACUCCAGUGUAUCAAUCCCCAAUGAAAGCUAUUGCUGACGGAGUCGCCUUCAGAUUCCCAGACGCAAGACAGGUUCGAAUCCAAUGCGAAAUUCAAUUUUGUGACAAGUUAAUGACAGAAUGUGACAUGAUCAUUGUAAGUUUGUGAGCCUGGCUACUUAACAAAACCUAUAGCCACCCAAAUGUGAUAAAGCAUCAACUCAUAUAAAACGACAAGCAGGAUUCCGUGCUGCUCUAAGGCCUCUGUCAGUAGCUAAUGACGAUUCUCAGCCUCUGGUCACCUUCAGACAGCAGGAGAAGCAUAGUAUGUUAUCAAGUCUUUUGUAAUCGUGCGUAAUUCAAUCUCUUUUAGAGAAAUUCAACGUUCGAAGGCGCGGAGGGAUCGAGCAAAGCGUUUAUGCUCACGUAAUCACAAAGGAAAGGUGAGGCUUAAAUUACUAUUUCUCACGCAAAAAUUACUCUCUCUGUUCAGCGACACUAGACGUCGUGUGCCGACUCCAGUGGAUGUCAAAGUGCAAACACAGAACUUUAUGCAAAUCGAUGACCCCGUCCUAGCGAAAGAGAUCAGCACACUCAAAGAACUCGCAUCGGAUAAUGUUUUGCCAGUCGCCGACUCGUUCCCUACCACGGAACUUAAACCAGACAAGGUCCUGCACGCUAAACCAGCGGUUUCAAUUGGUAGAAAACCAUUCAUAAUAACUCCAGAGAUGGAAAAAGCAAGAGAAGUCGACUUCGAAAAGAUCCGAGAAGCGCAGAAGGAAGUAAAAAUAGAAUCAAGUGAGGAACUAGAGGUCGACAGAGCCAUCAACGCAUUCAAUAUAGCCUUUGCAAGUCAAAAUAUCUCGCCUGCGUCGGAAAUUCCGGUAGAACCAGUUCCUGCAACCAAAGCUCCAUGCCGCGCUCUAGAUUGUAGCCAUUUGAAUAAGGACAGCCACGACAAGAGCUCCAUUACAGAAGAUCCUUUCCAAGACCAAAUAGUUGAGGGCAGUGGACAAGAAGGACCAACACAGCUUGAUCCCGAACUCCUAUCAGUCCUUUCUCAAGAUCAGAUUCGACUUCAGAGCGAUAUUUUGGACAUUCAGGAAGCGCAAACACUGAAUUGCAAAUUUCGGCAGUAAAAUUGUCGAUGAAUAAUAAUGAUGUAAAUAAAUAUUUAAUUGUCAGUUUGGGUUUUUGACAAGCGAAAUAAGGGCGGCAAAUUUUUACUAAUUGUAAGUUGAACCUACAACUCUCAAAUUACGCAUGCUGAGUGUACUAACAAACAAAAUUUUCGGUAUAAAGGAAGAAAUAAGACCGAUUUUUGGGAUUUUGAUUGAAUUUAGACUUACAAGGGAAGUACCCCAAGUGCGACGCUCAGAUUUUCUUUAAAAUUUUGCACACACGUCGGGAAUAGACUAAAUAUCAAUUCCUGAAAGUUUUAGCUCGCGCUUUGCAGGCGCCGCCGAGAUAUCGGACGAUUUAUGCCGCCGAGAGAGCACGCUAAACGUGGAGAGAGGUCAGAGAGAAAAACGCUUUUUGGCUAUAACUUUGGCAGUUUCGUGCGGAAAAAUUUGAUUUUUUGUACAAACAUUAUCCUUUACGGUAGAAAUAGGCAUGAAACUUUUGGUGCCGAACUUCGGCAAAAAGUCCUAAAUUUUCGCCGACUUUCGAUCUAAAAAUCUCGGUUGUUUCUGCAAAGCGCGAGCUAGGAUUCUCGCAUAUAUCUUAGAAAAAAUUAUUCUAAAUUUGUGCCAAGCUUCAUCAAAAUCUGAGCGUCGCACUUGGGGUACUUCCUCUGUUAAGAUACGUAUACUGUAGUUUAACCGCGAUUUUUUUAGCUCUUUCUGGGACAUCCCAGAAAGUCGGGAGUGGGUCAGAUGCAUUGGUAUCGUCAUUGUAAGCAAUAUAUUUACGACGAUUCUGUCCAUUGCCCGGCUUCAACGUGAUGCGUUGUUGUGCCAUAAAAUGGGGCUGUUAGGCACUAUUGUCAUCAGACUGGUAAUUUUAUAGUGCUGAAUACAUUUUUUGACAAUGUUCCUCCAACCAAAACUGAGAGUUUAUUAAAUUUUAGAGCGGUUCAAAGGGUUAACGGUACUUGCCAAGGAGAAUAUUGAUGCAAAAGAUGGCAUGCAGAAUCAGCGCAGCCUUUGCCAUGUACUUUUCUGUCAGUCUCUCUUCUUUGGCGAAGUGUCAAAAGACGAAUUGCAAAUAUAGAUUCAUACGCUUUGUGGAGAAAAUCAUGAAAAUGUCUGGGCGAGAGGUCGAGUGGAGGUCGACACUUUCUUGUUGGACCUCUGUUUGAUGGUUCGAACUGUUUGAAGUUAUUUAUCCUUUUCGUUUUGUUUUUUAGGACAAGAUGGCUAGGGCGAGAAAGAAGAGCGGAACCGUCGAUAAGAAGGUCCCUAAAAAGGCGGAAAAGGUCCCAACUUCAUCAAAGAACGUUUCAGCGAUGAGCAAUGGAACCGAGAAGUGAGCUAUAGCUUAAGUUUAUUGUAUAUCUCCACUUUUAGGAAAGAUGACAAACUUUCUGAACAAAGACGGGCAGAGAGAGCCGAAAGGGAUGACAUCGUCCUGUUGAAAAGUCCUGUUUUGACUUUGUAUUACGCUUCACGAGAGUUAGUUGCCAAAUUAUUUGAUGUAUUUGUUGGGUAAGUUGUAAAUUUUUUUCAACAACUUGAAAUCUAAUUAUUAUUUCUUAUUCCUAAUUAAACCCACGCAUUUCAGCUUGACAAAUCAUCUGUUAUUACUUUCCUUGUGUGUAGCUUUAUUGGGAUUGAGUGUUUAUGGAUACAUCACUCCUGGACCGCACCAACAACAUAUCCAAGCGUUCGAGAAAGUCUGUUUGUGGUAUCUUUGGUGGAUUGGACUGGGGAUUUUGUCUUCAGUGGGGUUGGGAACGGGACUGCAUACCUUUUUGAUUUAUCUCGGUCCUCACAUCGCUAAGGUGACAUUGGCAGCUUAUGAAUGCAAUUCUUUGGACUUCCCCGAGCCUCCGUAUCCACUGGAGUGUGUUGUUUUGUUUUUUUCGUCAGCAUUUAUUCCUUUGAUAGUAGUUGGUGUCUUUUUCUUUUAGGGUCACUUGUCCCACGGAUGGAUCUCAAAGUUCUUUCCCAAUAACUUUAUGGUCUAUCGUUAACAAGGUACGGUGGGAAGCCCUGUUCUGGGGAAUGGGAACUGCUAUCGGUGAGCUUCCACCUUAUUUUAUGGCUAGAGCAGCAAGACAGAGUGGACAAGUUCCCGAGGAUGAAGAAAUUGCUGAAUUUGUUGCUUUCAAGGAAGAAACCAAAAAGAAGAAUGUGGAAUUAGUAAGGAAGAACUUGAAUAAUAUUCAUAUUUAGUCUCUAUUCGACCGCUCGAAACUUUGGACUGAGAAAUUGGUGACCAGGGUUGGCUUCUUUGGGAUUCUAAUAUUCGCGUCCAUCCCAAAUCCUUUGUUUGAUCUAGCCGGUAUAAUCUGCGGACAUUCAUUGAUCCCUUUUUGGACUUUCUUUGGUGCCACUUUGAUAGGAAAAGCAGUGGUUAAAAUGCAUGUGCAGGUAAUACAGGGUGUUUCAUGAAAUAUUCGAAAAGGUUUUUGCGAAUAUCUAGUGCUUUUUGCGGCUAUCCAAGAAGUUAAAAUUGUUUGUAAAAGGUCGAAGUCGAGCGUUGUUAGAAUAUAAGAGGGAAAAAAUAAGACCGAUUUUGGGACUUCGAAAAAAGACGCUAAAUUCGCUAGAGCAAACGGCUAGCGAGAAAAAACGGCUAGGGCUUCGCUUUAGGUUAUCUUAUGAUGGCUUCUCCGGAGUAAGGUGAGUCAAUCGGGCCUAAAAAUGUAUCAUUCUUGAUGAAAGGUAUUUUGCAGUCCUUCUUUCCCACUCUGAAAGACCUCCGCCGAAUCCUACGCAGCCUUUAAACAUAAGAAAAAAAAGAUCAAAAGAGGAUAAACGAUAAUGUGAAGUGAUUAGCAAAAAAGUCCUCAGCUCCUUUCUAGUCCGAUUCGCAAGAGCCAAGCCCCCAAACGGGCUCUCACGUUAAUCCAACGCAUUUCCUUGACUGUUUAGGCAUGCCGUCCGCACACUAUCGACUGACGAAAAGAUUUUAGAUGUCAAGGUUCUUUUGGAAGAAUUUUUUGUGGGCGGAAGUGGUCUCAAAAAUUAAACCAUUCGUUUCUGAAAGAGAACAAGCUUUUGUCCCGGCUAGCCAAGGUAAAAAAAUCUUCCUCCUGGAUUUCUAUGUGCGACGAGAGCAUCAUCGAUUAAAUCGUGGUCAGGAAAUAGCUUCAAUAAGCUGGAUUGAGGUGCCUCUGCCGGUAAAAAAGUUUCCACCGAGCCUUCACCAAUAUGUGAAACACCCAGCAAGCUACCGAGAAUAACAGAUUACAUCCUAAAAGAUGUGGCAAACCGAAUUUCAUUUUUGUAGUGAAGAAAUACGGGCUUUGUAACGAGUUGUAAUUUUCAAAAAAAAAUACGUCAAAUGCACCGCCGAAAAAAAUCUCCGCCGGCACGAGAAAAAAUUCUUUUGCAUAUAAGGUGCGGUCUAAAAUGUUUCGUCUACUUGACUAGCAAAAAUACCGAUUUCUUGGCAGAAGAAAUGGGUCUAGCUGAAAAGAGCACAGUCAUAUUCACAAAAACUUAUUUGAAUAUUUCUUGAAACUGUAUUGCAGCUUUUUGUUAUAAUAUUCUUUAGAUGUUGUUUGUCAUCAUCACAUUCAGUGAGCAUCAUGUUGAUGAUCUCGUUGCUUUGAUGAAGAAGAUCCCGAAGUAUGGGCCAAUCCUCCAAGCGCCAUUCAAAGAGUUUUUACAAGAACAAAAACGUAAAUUGCACAGAAAUCCUGGUGAUCCCGUUGAAGAACAAGUAAGUUUGGCUUUUUCUUUAUCUGUGGACGUUAAUUCACACGUUUACCUUAUAUGUCAUCGUUUUUCAGAGUCAUUCCAUGAUUCAAUCAGCGAUCACAGCUUUGGUUUCCUUGAUGAUCUUAACCUUCCUUAUCUCCAUAGUCAAUUCACUUGCUCAGUCCUUCCACAAACGGCUCUUCGAUCGCAAACGGGGAGUGAAAGCGGAAUAA
This is a messenger RNA of Bursaphelenchus xylophilus (pine wood nematode), 6543 nucleotides long. Lineage: Eukaryota; Metazoa; Nematoda; Chromadorea; Rhabditida; Aphelenchoididae. The record is from the annotation of a GenBank genome assembly.